Parasteatoda tepidariorum (common house spider) is the source of this 3163-nucleotide messenger RNA. RefSeq lists its product as uncharacterized. Lineage: Eukaryota; Metazoa; Arthropoda; Arachnida; Araneae; Theridiidae. Gene Ontology annotation, cellular component: nucleus; site of double-strand break. Gene Ontology annotation, molecular function: protein binding. The record is from RefSeq and is a predicted model, not a curated record. Gene Ontology annotation, biological process: DNA damage response; positive regulation of double-strand break repair; protein localization to site of double-strand break.
UCCUUUCUUUUGGUAAUUACAAAUUACGCAGCGUAAUUUUCUAAAAGAAAUUUCUGCUCAUGUUUUGCGUUCUUUGUUUUUAUGUAAAAUAUGGCAAAAAGAUAUUUCGCUUCAUGUAAAACAACUCCCCUAGAGCUCGGCAUUGAAACUAUUUUCUUGACUUUGAUACAUCAAAAUCCACCUCGAUACUCCAAUGCCAUCGAUUGUAUUGCGAAUAAAAUUAACAGAGUACCAAGUGAGAAAGUUCUGUCUUCAGUCAUAUUUCAAAUACUAAUGAGUGAAGACUGUGAUAAAAAAAGUGCAAUUGCUGCCAAUCGCUACUUGUACGAUACUCUGACGAUCUAUUCACCUUCAGAUUACAGUCGAAGGUACUAUUACAAAAGUGCGUUAACUGGUGGAAGAGGUUUUGGAUUCACAAAUUUAUGGGCUGUGUUUGAACGCAUUGUUAACUCAAGUUUCAUCCAUCAUAAAAUACGGGAGGCAGAAGAAGAGCAAGGAAGAAAUCCUAUUCCAUAUCCUAACUGUGAUAUUUUAGUUGAUUUUUAUGUGCGUGUGCUUAUUGACAAUUAUGAUUUUUUGUCAUCUGAAAGAGUUUUUUAUCAAGGAUCUGAAAAAAGUUUGGUUAUGGAUUUAUUUUGGCCAACAAACUAUUCCAAUUUAAUUGCUGACAAAAAUCCCAGACAGCUUUUAAAGUGGAUAAAUGAAAUCUAUCUACACAGUGGUCGCAUAUCUAAGAUUAGUGCCUUUCAUAGUCUGCAUAAAUUGCUAAAUCUGAUGAUACAGUGUAUUGUUCAUUUAGAAUACAGCUCAGAUAAAACGGAGACUUCAAACAUUAAAGCAGAUAGUUUGAUUUGUCACAGUCCUUGUAUAUUCGAGAUUGUGAAGGUCAUUUUUAACAUUUGUAAAGAAGUUUUCAAUAGUCUGAAUAGUUUUAAGCACUUCUUACAUCAUUUAUCAUCAAAGCCUGUACAGUUCAAAGUAUGCGAGUACACGCUGUAUGAACUUCUUAACUCUAGUCAACCAUCUGUUCGUAAACUUCCUCAGUGUACAUUACAAACCAUAGUGACCGUCUAUAUGUUCCCAAAUAAACUGUCGACUGGAAAAAAGGGCAGACCAAAAAAGCAAACAAUAAAUGAUUUGUCACCAGAAGAUGAGAGCAGAGAAAAUGAACAGGCUGCACCAACCCAUAAUGAUGGUAAAUUUGAGCUUCAUGAGCUCAUCAGGACAAAUAGACCUGCAGAUCUGUACAUAAAAUUGUGUUCUUCUGCAACUCUAGAUGUCAAUGAAAAAAAUAAUUUGGGCCAAACACCUUUACAUGUGGCUUGCCUUUCUAGCUUAGAAAAGAAUGUAUGUUACAAAAUAUUAAUUAACGAGUGUUCUUCAGAAAAUUCCAAACAUAGAUUGAACUUUAGUGCAGUUGAUGGCGAGGGCCAGACGAGUCUCCACAUAGCUAUGAAGGAAAACAAAUGUAGCAUCGCAAAAAGUAUUUUAAAGCAUGGCGGCCCCAAACUACUGGAAAUAAAGGAUAAAUAUGGUCGAAAACCGAUGCAUUAUGCUUCCAAAGAAAUGAAGCAAGUUCUAAGAGAAUUAUCUAUGAAUACUGAUACAGAUAAGUCUGCCAUCUCACUAAAGACUAUAGCUGACCUGGACAUUCCUACUUUUCAGAACUUUAAAGAAUAUGCCUUUUAUUGUCAUGUCUUACAUUUCUUGGUAACUUAUUAUGCUCACAUUUAUAACAUCUACCAUCUGAGGAAAUUGAUAAAGAGUGAAAAUUCUUCUCUCAUUGAAGUCCUUAAACAUGAAAGUAAGAAUUGUCCUCACUUCAAGAUGUGUCAGGAAAAUGCUGUGUGUUCUGAGGAUGUAGACUGUAUCAAAAUUUUACCUGACUUGAUCAAUCAUUUCGUUAAGCGAACAAAUGAAUGUACAAAAGGAAAACAAUUAAAUCUAGAUUUGGAAUUGUUUCCUCCGCAAGUGUUUGCUGCCGUUUUAGACUAAAGAUAUACUGUAGCAAGGACAGUGGCUGUCAUUGUUAUUAAUUAAUUUUUUAAUUGUUAAUUUAUUAUUUUUUUAUGAUUAUAUUCUAGUAUAAUAAAAAGAAGCCUGAAAGUUUUAAGGGCAGAACAUACUAUUGAAAAUUUUUUUUAAAUAAAAGAAACUUUAAAUAAUGUCGGAAAAUGCUGUGUGUUCUGAGGAUGUUCACUGUAUCAAAACUUUGCCCGACAUUAUUAAUCAUUUCGUUAAGCUAACGAAUGAAUGUAUAAAAAGAAAACAAUUAAAUCUAGAGUUGGAACAGUUUCCACCACAAGUGUUUGCUGCUGUUUUAGAUUAGAUAUAUUGGACAGUGGCUCUUAUUGUUGUUACUUUAUUUUUUAAUUGUUAUUAAUUAAUUUGUUAGUUUUUUUAAAUUUUUUUUGAGAUAUUUAUGAUUACAUUCAAGUAUAAUAAAAAUAAGUCAAAGUUUAAGGGCUGAACAUACUAUUGGACUUUUCAAAAUGAAUUAAAGAGGCUGGAGAAUUAAAGUUAAAGAGGGAAAUGCCUCUUAUCAGAUAUUUUAUUAUUUUUAUAUGUGUUAUCAGGGUGCAUAGUGCUUUUAAAAAGUGCUUAUUUUUGAUUUACAUAUUUUAAAAGCCCUUAAAAGUGCUCUUUUUAUUCGGGGUUUGUAAAAAGUGCUUAAUUCUCUAUCUUUUGAAAAAAGAUAUUUUUCUUUGCAAUGUCAUUCAAUUGUCAUUCCAAAUUACAAAAAAAAAACGUGAUUUUCACACUUUUCUCUGCAAUAUUUAUCUGAAACUAGUCAUUUUAUCAGGAUUUUGUGAAAAGAGUUUUGAAUUUUAUUGACUUGAUGGUCAUAAACUAAGAGCUUUAAAUGAUAGAAAAAUUUUUUAUUGCUGCACAGAUCCUAAUUAUGAUUAUAAUUUUUUUUCUUUGGAAAGUGAUUAAAAGUAUUUUCUGAGUGCUUAAAGGCUGAUUAUUUUUUGUGGAAAAAUCAGUCUAUGUGUUCUGGUUAUAUUUUUUUAUUCGUCAAAUUUUUCUGAUUAUAUUCUAGUAUUGUUCAGAUAAAUGAAGUGUGAAAGUUUGGAGGUCAUAAUAUUGUACUAUAUUGUACAUAAUAUUGUACAUAUCAAACUGUAGUUUUUAUGUAAAUAAAAGAAGCUGGAAAAAUGUA